Molecule: messenger RNA, 4176 nt
Organism: Penicillium brevicompactum
Lineage: Eukaryota; Fungi; Ascomycota; Eurotiomycetes; Eurotiales; Aspergillaceae
Exons: 11
Coding region: 1-4176 (1391 amino acids)
Source: RefSeq, a predicted model, not a curated record
AUGCAUCUUGGGAAAGGGCUCUGGCUAGUUGGUCAAAUUAGCCUUCUUGUUCAAGCUUCUCAUAAUCAUCAUGGCCACCACCACCACCAUGCGAGAUCCCAUGACCUUCACAUGCCCGAUAGUGCUUCUCAUGUGUCUGGAUCAGUUCAUGCAGUGACUUCAAGUGGUCCAUAUGCAGCUGGGGAAACCUCUGACGCAGCUGAUGCCGUUGCACGGGCUCUCAAAGUCUUGAAACAGAGAAACAAGCUUCGCCUUGAGAAUGUCCAGCACAACAACUACAAGUUAGGAGCUUUCUCUGACAAGAGCUCUGAUCCCAAUUCUCGUCCCCUGGACUACAGCCCGAAGGCUGCAGAAACUUCGACGAAUUCCAACAACCAGACCAUCCGCAGAUCAUCCGACACAAAAGAGAAUUAUGGAUACUCAAUUCCCCCGGAACUCAGAGAGGCUGCUCGAAUCCUUGCCGAGUCAACACCCCCAUCUCCAUCGACAGGAAACCAUAGUGCUGUGGCGGCCUUGAUGCGCGAAAAGUAUGGUAGCGGGAUAAGCGACACCUCCAUUCCUCUGCAGAGCUAUAGAACCUACGAUGGUUUAUCUGAUAUUGUCAUGCAAAAUAACCAAUCAGUACCUUCUGGAAAUUCUAUUCCUGAGGAAGGACUCGGAAAGCGAGCAAGCUUAAGUUGGUGGAUGGCUACAAUGGUCCAACGUGGUGCCAAUCCGUACGCACCAUCUGGUUACAAAGUUUGGAGAAAUGUCAAAGAUUAUGGAGCUAAGGGAGACGGCGUUACCGACGACACUGCGGCUAUCAACCUUGCUAUCUCAGAUGGGGGCCGUUGUGGUGCCAGCUGCGGUUCAAGCACGAUAUACCCUGCCGUGGUCUACUUCCCGCCUGGUGACUACCUCGUCAGCAGCCCCAUCAUUCAGUAUUUUAACACACAGAUCCUCGGUGAUCCCAUCGACCUACCCACGAUUCUCGGUGCAUCAAGCUUUGUUGGUCUUGGUGUCAUUACCUCUGAUGUUUACGUCGGUGAUCAAGAAGAAUGGUACAUUAAUACGAACAAUUUCCUCCGCAGCGUUCGCAACUUCAAGAUUGAUAUCACCCGGACGGACCAAUCAGCCUAUGUCUGCGCUAUUCAUUGGCAAGUCGCUCAGGGAACGUCUCUUGAAAAUAUCUACUUCUACAUGACCCAAGAUGCGCAAACCACUCAGCAGGGUAUUUAUAUGGAGAACGGAAGUGGCGGGUUCAUGGCUGACUUGACCUUUGUCGGUGGCAACUUUGGUGCUUACCUUGGCAACCAGCAAUUCACAACCAGUCACUUGGUGUUUGUGAAUUGCAACACCGCAGUUCAAAUCCAGUGGGACUGGGCCUGGACAAUGCAGGAUGUUGUUGUUGAAAGCUGUACUACCGGUAUUUUGAUUGUCGGAGGAGCAGGUGGUCCUUACAGUACAGGGCAGGGCGUUGGCUCUUUUGUUUUAGUUGACUCUCUGAUUGCCAACACCGCUACUGGUAUCGUCACCACACUCUACAAUGAGAACUCAACUGCUUUGCUUUUGCAAAACGUUGGGUUCUAUAACACGCAGACCGCUAUUUUGGAUAACAACGUGAACAAGGCUUUGAUCCCUGGAGGCGACCAGACCAUUCUUGAUUCAUGGGGCUUCGGAAUGGUCAAUGACCCAGACGGUGCACGUUUUGUUUCUGGCGCGAAUUUGCUCGCUAUGAACAGGUCCUCUUCGCUCGUUGGUAGCACACUUUACAAUACCAAGCCUAAUUUCUUCACCCGUCGUCGUCCGAAAUAUGACGAUUUGGGGAAUUCUCAGGUGCUGGACGUCAAGGAGCUCGGUGCUAAGGGCGAUGGCAUUCACGACGAUACGAACGUGCUAAACUCCAUCCUAGCCAGAGCUGCUAACAUGUCGUCUAUUGUAUACUUACCGCAUGGUGUUUAUGUUAUCAAAGACACGCUCAACGUCCCCAAAAACUCUCGCAUCCUGGGUCAAGCAUGGUCUCAAAUCAUGGCCACAGGCGAUAAAUUUGAAGAUGUGAAAAAUCCACGUGUCGCCGUGAAAGUUGGAAAAAGGGUGACGAAGGCAUUGUCGAGAUUCAAGAUCUCCUUUUCACCGUAUCCGGGCCCACGGCAGGUGCUUCUCCUAGAUCUAUUGGCGAAUCUGUUACUUGAUAUUCCUACUGACGUCUACUUCCUUACGACAGAUUCUCAUUUCCGAGUUGGGGGGCUAAAGGCUCCAAUCUACAAGCCUCAGAUUGCCCAAAGAACAGUGGCUCGCUCCUCGGCAUAUCUGGAGAAUGUCUGGGUCUGGACUGCCGACCAUGAUCUUGAUAUUGCGUCUCAAGAUCAACUGGAUAUUUACGCAGCUCGUGGCAUUCUUAUUGAAAGCCAGGGGCCAACAUGGCUUUAUGGAACCGCCUCGGAGCACCAAGUCUUUUACCAGUAUGAGCUAUAUCAAGCUGAAAAUAUUGUCAUGGGAAUGAUACAAACCGAGUCUCCCUACUUCCAGCCAUUGCCUGCUGCACCCUUGCCAUUUACGCCUGGUCUAUUCCCCGGAGACCCUGAUUUCACAAACUGCACCUCAUCCUCCAAGACUUGUGGUUUCUCAUGGAGUAUGCGUAUCUUGGACUCUUCAACCGUUUAUCUCCUUGGCGCAGGAUUCUACAGUUGGUUCUCGGACUAUUCGCAGAAAUGUGUCGAUGAAGACCUUUGCCAAGACCGUGGGUUCCAAAUCGAGGAGAGCUAUGAUACAUGGAUCUACAAUUUGGUCACCAAGGCAAUUUCCGAGAUGGUGAGCCCGACGGGUGAAACCCCAACUUAUGCUAAGGACAACAAGAAUGGAUUUUUAUCCUCUUUACUUGCUUGGAUCCGAGGCUCGAAGGUGGUGAUUGGUGGUCGAGACCUCCCAGGCUUUUAUGUCUGGGACGCUAAUACUGACGCGGAUUUGAUGACUGGCCUGCCUGAUUCCUGCAAAACCUCACUCACCCAAUUAGUCGGAUGUGAUUCGUACGCGCGGCUGUUUUUGGCUGAGAGUUAUCGGGGAUCAUUGGGCAAUGACACUCUCACAGAAUCAGUCUGUGAUGAAAUUUGCGGCGUCUCAUUGAAGAGCUGGUUUGAUAAUGUUGCUUCUGACUGCAAGGGAUACAAUGUUUCUGAUUCCGCUGCCACCAAAUAUGGUGGACAGAUCUGGUCUGGCUGGAACGAAACCUGUCUCAAAGAUACCACAACGGGAGAAUACUGUAAUGAUUUGAUAUCCAAAUAUCCAGCCGUCGACUUCCUAGAUGACAUGCCGGAAUCGGAAAUCUGCUCAUUCUGCUUUGUCGAGAGACUGGGAAUCAUGCAGCGGUCAUCAUACUCCUUCUACGAUGAAGGGUUCCAGGAUCAGUUGGAAACCGUCAAUGCUAAAUGUGGACUGUCUGUUCCGACGGCCAAACCCCCAUCAUUGGAUGCACCCCCUGAGUUCCUACCUGACCCCAUCUGCAUCUCGAAUCAAAUGCAUCAGACAGUCUCCGGUGACACAUGUGACUCUAUCGCUUUGCGAUACAAUGUUUCAUCUUCAUCCCUGGUUAUGGCAAACAAUCGCCAGCUCAUGGUCUGCAACGACUUGGCUGCAGACAUGGAUAUUUGCGUACCAAGCAGCUGUGCAUCCACAUACAUCCUCAAGAGCAACGACACCUGUACAUCCAUCGAAUCAUCGGGCCUUCGCCAGCGUGGUGACGUGAGAAAAUACAACUCAUGGGUCGAAUGGGAUUGUUCCAACCUUCAAACGUCCACUGACAUCUGGGGCCACGUUAUCUGCCUUGGCGUUCAAGGAGGAGCAUAUACUGCUACCGCCCCAGUUCCCGGAGUUACUCUAGCCCCUGGAGAGAGCACAGGCUAUUCAGACUCACGCAUUGCGCCCCCGUCGAAUGCUACUGUCGCCCAAGGUACAACAUUGAAAUGUGGCAAAUGGCACGUUGCUGCAAAGGGAGAAUCCUGUGCACAGAUUUGUGUCCGGAAUUCCCUCACAUCAGCUAUGUUCGUAGAGGCGAACCCGUCUCUCACGAAAUUGGAUUGCUCCAAUGGUUUGGUCGUUGGGGAUGCUUAUUGUGUCAGCCCUAACCAGGCAUUGUCGAAUAGUGCGACUACCCCGGUAAGCAGCUCUCAGCCUACUUCGGCAAUUGUGUCCCAUACCUAG